AUGCCAACGUCUUCCUCACUGCGUCGUCUUCGUGUCAAACCUCGUCGUGUGGCGUUUUCCGGUGCCGAUGUGAUUGAAUUUGACGCAGCACUGGCUCCAGUUGUGCGUUUCUGUGGCGUGUCCUCGAGUUCUGCAGACGCUGCAUUGGAAUGUGAGGCAAGAGGUUUAAACUGCGAGCAGCAGUUGACGUCUCUGUACGUAGAAGAACUGCAGCAGUUUCUACGUCUGCGAGGCUUUGAACCAAUGGGAAAUGAACUUGAGAAGCUGCAAAUGCAGCGUCAAGUCGUCGAGCUGCUUCUUGUCUGGGCUGCAAGCGCCGACGGUGAAGAAAAAAACGCUGAUGUACUGCACCCUGCAACUCUGCGACGUGCGCAGCUGGCAAAGAAACAGCUUGACGGUCUUGUGGACGACGGAUACGCAUUUGGACGUCGAUUUUUGUCUGUAGCUACGUUCGUCGAGACUCUGAGCAGGGAGGAGUUGCUGCAAGAAGCAAAAGAACGAAAAGUAGAGCUGCCAAAACUCGACGAGCAGCAGAGAGCAGCUGUGAAAGUGCUGGAUAGAGAGCUAUUGGGACUCUAUGGGAAGGCACAGGGACGACCACUGAGGUCAAUGACGUUCACACAACUGGUGACGGAAGCAGAGACGCGAGGGAUGCAUGGACCAGGAGACAAGGCCAAGGACAACAAAGGGAAGAAGUGCAAGCGCGCAUGGGUGGACAUGCUACGACCAGUGAUGGCAGCGGAAGUUCGAGCGUCAAAGAUCCGAGAAAAGGAGGAGGAGAUGCUACGAGAAAAGCUCGUGGAAAAGUUGGAGUGUGAUCAAAAGAGGGAGCAGCAGCAGCGUGUUGUACAGCUCAUCGAGGCGAUGAUGCAACGAAAUGCUGAUACGAAUGGCAAUUGUGCUGAACCGGAAGAGGAAAACGCAAUGCUUUGUCAGGAAGACAAAGAAGCAUGCGAUAAGAAGUUCCAAUGGCGUUACAAGACACGUACGUUCUUGACAGCUCUAGCAAAGAGCAUGUGCAUACCCAAUGAGGGGCAAGAAGAUGUUUCUAUGGAAGAAUGA
Molecule: messenger RNA, 1062 nt
Organism: Peronospora farinosa
Lineage: Eukaryota; Oomycota; Peronosporomycetes; Peronosporales; Peronosporaceae
Source: the annotation of a GenBank genome assembly